CAUCACACUCGUAGGUACGUUAUCGAAGAGUACAGUAGGUAGGAACAUAAUAUAUAUUAUUAUUAUGAGCGCUCUGCUCGACGAAACACAUUAUUGUUCCUGAGAAGAAUACAACGAUCAAGCCAUAAUAUUUUAAAAUGUUAUUAUUGAAACAUUUUGACGUUUACUUGUUACCGCUGUUGUGCACAUUGCUCGUCGCUGGUUUUCACGCAACCGCAGGUCAACUAGUACGAGUUAAACUCGAAAAGGACACAACUCGGGUUGGUCAGGUUUGCCGACCGGACACAGAAUGUGUUCCUGGGUCCGAAUUUUGUGACAUAAAUUUGAGACCAGAAUACCAACAAAAAUGUGGUUUGGGAAAUGAAUUGUCAAUGAGCUUUUGCUGCCCUGUUGACAAAGUUAUUCGGUCAAAAAGAUAUAGAAGAAUGACUAAUGACGACGAUGAAUCAGAAUUGGAUAAAGCUAUAGAUAGAGCAGCACCAGAACCCAUUAAACCGUUACAAGAAGAACCAGAAUGUGGACAAAACACAAAGUCUAUAUCAAAAAUAAUGAAAGUGCAAAAUUCUAAAGCGAGUGAUUGGCCAUGGAUGGCUGUGCUUUUAGAAACGACUAACUAUAUAAAUUUCUGUGGUGGAGUAUUACUUAAUCGACGAUUUGUGUUGACUGCUGCUCAUUGUUUUAAAAAACAUACAAAAGAUGAUUCUGUUGUUAGACUUGGUGAAUAUGAUUUCACCACUGACAACGAGACAAAAUACAUUGACUACAGACUAUCAGAUAUUAGAUUACAUCCAGACUAUAGUCAAGCUACGCAUGCCAAUGACAUCGCCCUAUUACGGUUAAAAAGACCUACAAUUUACAAUUCGUUUAUUCGGCCUAUUUGUUUGCCUAAAACAAACAUGGAAGUGUACAAAAAAAAUGCUGUUGUUGCUGGUUGGGGCCAAUUAGUUUUCGGUGGUGAAGUCAGUAAUGUUCUCCAAGAAGUGGCAAUACCAAUAUGGGAACAUGACCAGUGCGUUGCAGCUUUUUCACAACCAAUUUUCAAAACAAAUCUUUGUGCUGCAUCGUUCGAAGGGGGCAAAGAUUCCUGUUUGGGCGAUUCUGGUGGUCCGCUGUUAGUUCAAAGACAAGACGGGAAAUGGACUAAUGUUGGAGUUGUGUCUUGGGGCAUUAGUUGUGGGGAAGUCGGAUACCCCGGCGUUUACACAAAAGUCACUUCAUACCUCAAAUGGAUAGCUGUGAACACGCAGGAUGUCAUUUAACGACUGACCUGUUUACAUUAAGAUAAAUAGGAAAAGUACAUACAUUUAUUUAAAUAAUUUUAAUUUUCGAUCUUUAACUAACCAUGAAAUGUAUACAAACACAACUAAACAAUAGUUUAAAUAAUGAUUUUAUUAUAUUUUAUCUAAUGCAAAUAACUUAUUACUA
Molecule: messenger RNA, 1425 nt
Organism: Metopolophium dirhodum (rose-grain aphid)
Lineage: Eukaryota; Metazoa; Arthropoda; Insecta; Hemiptera; Aphididae
Product: venom protease-like
Exons: 7
Coding region: 138-1259 (373 amino acids)
Biological process (GO): proteolysis
Molecular function (GO): serine-type endopeptidase activity
Source: RefSeq, a predicted model, not a curated record